CCUCGCCUUCCGCCUGAGACCUGCGAACGCAUCAUCGACCAUCUCGAUCCGCGUUGGCACGGAGACGAAAGACCGACUCUGUUGGACUGCGCCCUCGUUUGCCGAGGGUGGUACGUCGAGAGCCGCGCGAUCCUUUUCGAGGAACCUGGGCUCCGCAGUCGGAAAGGGGCAGUCGUCUGUGUGAUAUCGCUGAAGCAGAUGCCUCUCCUCGCUGCCCGUGUGCGACAGUUACAGAUCGGACAUUAUUCAGACUCGAUGACCAUUAUGACAGGUCCGGAGUUGGCAUCGAUUCUCGUGAUGCUGGCUGGGAAACUUCCAAAGCUGGCCUCAUUCAACUUCUAUUCCCUCAGCUUCGAGCACUGCCCUUCGCACAAUUUAGCAUUUUGGAUUUUGCACGAAUUCAGUCAUAUCACAUCGUUGGGGCUACUGAAUGUGACGUUGCCAUCGGCAAGCAUCUUCUUUCAGCUCAUAUGUUCAUUUCGUCAUCUGCAAGAGCUUUUUUGCCACCAUCUU
This is a messenger RNA of Laetiporus sulphureus 93-53, 513 nucleotides long. RefSeq lists its product as uncharacterized. The record is from RefSeq and is a predicted model, not a curated record. NCBI's taxonomy places the organism in Eukaryota, Fungi, Basidiomycota, Agaricomycetes, Polyporales, Laetiporaceae. Gene Ontology annotation, molecular function: protein binding. The annotation marks the transcript as partial. The transcript has a single exon.